CUGUGAGACUUUGACUAAUACAUACAACUUGUUGAAUUAAACAUUAAUCUGAACCAAAAAACACUCCACGUACAAAUUGUAUUAUGUUUGCACUUCCUAAAUAUUGACUGAGUUUGAAUUUGAUAAUAUCAUUAAAUACAUCUUCUAAUGUCAUUCCUUUGCAUUAUCUAUUCUUGUUGGCUUAAUUAUGGACAGAAGUUUCAUUCUUCUCUUUUUCAUUCUACUACAUAACAAUAUUUUACAUGCUACUGUUCCUAAUAUUAGCAGUGAUGAAGCUGCUCUUCUUGCACUUAAAUCACACAUUUCUAACAAUAUCAUAGCAACAAACUGGUCUUCUUCCGUCCCCGUUUGCAGCUGGAUUGGAAUCACUUGCAGCUCCCGUCACCAUCGAGUCACUGCUUUAGACAUUUCAAGCAUGCAACUUCAUGGUACCAUUCCUCCACACCUCGGGAACCUCUCAUUUCUUUCUUCCCUUGACAUCAGUAACAACACUUUCCAUGGAGAUUUGCCUCAAGAAUUGGCUCGUUUGCAGAGGUUGAAAUUCUUUAAUACUAAAAACAAUAACUUCACCGGAGCCAUUCCAUCAUUUUUAAGUUUGUUACCAAACCUACGCUUUCUGUACCUAUCGAAUAACCAAUUUUCGGGGAAAAUUCCAUCCUCCCUUUCCAAUCUGACAAAACUGCAAGUGUUGUCAAUACAGAGUAAUUUUCUGGAAGGAGAGAUCCCUCGAGAACUUGGUGAUCUUCGUUACUUGUUUUUCCUAAACCUGCAAUAUAAUCAGCUUACUGGCUCUAUACCACCAUCAAUAUUUAACAUUACUACAAUGCGAUUCAUUGCUCUUACGGACAAUAAUCUUACUGGAAAGCUUCCAAAAACGAUAUGUGAUCAUAUUCCAGACUUGGAAGGACUUCACCUCGGUAGAAACUCCCUAGAUGGAGUUAUUCCACCAAACCUGGAGAAAUGCAGAAAGCUUCAAAUAUUGGAAUUGUCUGAAAAUGAGUUUGCUGGAACUGUACCAAGAGAGCUAGCCAACUUAACAACUCUUACAGGAUUAUUUCUUAUGGAUCUGCAUUUGGAAGGAGAGAUACCAAUGGAGCUCGCUAAUCUUAAUAAACUUCAAGUAUUGGUAUUAUCACAGAAUGAGCUUACUGGCUCUGUCCCUUGCAGCAUUUCCAACAUGUCAACUCUGCAGAGUCUAGAUUUUUCAAUAAACAAGCUUUCAGGUACUCUACCUUCAGAUUUAGGUCAUCGAAUGCCCAACUUACAAGAAUUCUUUUGUGGAGAAAAUAAUCUGAGUGGUUAUAUCUCUGAUUCAAUCACAAAUUCUUCGAGACUCACAAUGUUAGACCUCUCCAGCAACAGUUUCACAGGUCCCAUUCCUAAAUCACUUGGUAACUUACAAUACCUUCAGAUUCUUAACUUGCAGAGUAAUAAUUUUAUCAGCGAUUCAUCGUUGAGUUUCCUUACAUCAUUAACAAACUGUAGAAAACUAAGAGUACUCCUGUUUAGUGAGAAUGCAUUGGAUGGGGCUUUAUCAGUGUCUGUUGGUAAUUUCUCAAACUCUCUGCAAAAUUUUGAAGGAAAUGGUUGUAAGCUAAAGGGCAUCAUUCCUACAGAAAUUGGUAAUCUUACUGGUGUGAUAUAUAUGAGUUUGUAUGACAAUAAGUUGACUGGACAUAUUCCAAAUACUGUUCAAGACAUGUUGAACCUACAAGAAUUUUACCUAACAAGCAACAAGAUAGAAGGAACCAUACCAAAUGCUUUAUGCAGUUUAAUGAAUCUUGGCGCAUUAGACUUGUCAGGAAAUCAUUUUUCUGGUUCAGUGCCCUCAUGCUUAGGGAAUGUUACGAGUUUGAGGUAUCUUAAUCUAGCUUACAACAGGCUGAAUUCAAGAUUACCUGCAAACUUAGGGAGCCUUCAAGAUCUCAUAACAUUCAAUAUUUCAUCCAAUUUAUUGAGUGGGGAAAUUCCGCUAGAGAGCGGAAACUUGAAGGCUGCAACACUGAUUGAUCUGUCAAAUAAUUAUUUUUCUGGUAAGAUUCCUAGUACUCUAGGGGGCCUAGAUAAAUUUGUUGAAUGCCUUGAAUUGGGCCCUUAAUUAUCUGUCAAUUCUGUAUUUUGGGCCCAAGCCUGUUAGGGCGUAGCUUAGCACUAUAUAUAGACGCUAUGGCAAACCCUAUUCUGUAAUUCUAUUCUUGCCUCUCCAUAAUAAAACUGCUCCCCCUCAUCCCGUGGACGUAGUCAAUUUAUUGGUAAACCACGUAAAUCUGUUGUCUUGUUUUUCGCGUUUAUAUUUUUUCGUAUUAUAUCAAAUUCCGC
Molecule: messenger RNA, 2319 nt
Organism: Solanum lycopersicum (tomato)
Lineage: Eukaryota; Viridiplantae; Streptophyta; Magnoliopsida; Solanales; Solanaceae
Product: LRR receptor-like serine/threonine-protein kinase FLS2
Molecular function (GO): protein binding
Source: RefSeq, a predicted model, not a curated record